CGGGGCGGGGCCGCACGAAAAGGCAGCGGGCGGCAGCGGGGCCCGCGCCUGGGCACCGCCACCGGGGACACGCUGCUCUCGCACCGCCGGGGCGCAGCUCGCCGCCGGCUCUCGGGACGCCGAGGGAGGGCAUUCCAUCAGCUGCUAUCUCUUACUCCUACGAGUCUCUGCGAAGACAAGUGAUGUCAACAGCUACCUUAAUUAAUUUGGUACGAAACGGAGGCUAUCAAGUGAGCAGGAGAGCCGUGCUGACCUCCCGCCUCUUGCAAGACGAGAAGCGGCCGGCGGCUGCCUGCUACAGCUCCACCUCCGAGCGCCGCGCUUCCCGCUUCGACCCGGACGGCAGCGGGCGACCUACCACAUGGGACACCUUCGGCAUCUGGGACAAUCGCAUCGAUGAGCCCAUUCUCCUCCCACCCAGCAUCAAGUACGGGAAACCGAUUCCCAAAGUCAGCCUGGCCAACGUGGGCUGCGCCAGCCACAUCGGGAAGCGCAAGGAAAACGAGGACCGGUUCGACUACGCUCAGCUGACCGAGGACAUCCUGUACUUUGCCGUGUACGAUGGGCACGGGGGGGCGGCAGCCGCAGACUUCUGCGACAAGUACAUGGAAAAAUACAUUAAAGAGUUUCUUGCCGAGGAGGAGAACCUGGAAAAUGUUUUGAACAAAGCUUUUCUAGAAAUAGACAAAGCCUAUGAAAGACAUGCUCACCUGUCUGCUGAUGCAACUCUGAUGAACUCUGGGACCACUGCAACAGUGGCUCUGCUCCGGGAUGGAAUUGAGCUGGUUGUGGCAAGUGUGGGAGACAGUCGUGCUCUGCUCUGUCGAAAGGGAAAGGCCAUGAAACUCACCAUUGACCACACUCCAGAGAGAAAGGAGGAGAAGGAAAGGAUCAGGAGGUGUGGUGGCUUCGUGUCCUGGAACAGUGUGGGACAGCCUCACGUGAACGGUAGACUUGCAAUGACUCGGAGCAUAGGAGACCUGGAUCUCAAAACCAGUGGUGUCAUAGCCCAGCCAGAAACAAAAAGGGUGCAGCUGCAUCAUGCAGAUGACAGCUUUCUGGUCCUCACCACAGAUGGUAUCAACUUCAUGGUGAACAGCCAAGAGAUUUGUGACUCCAUUAAGCAGUGCCAUGAUCCUGCUGAAGCUGCCCACGUUGUUACUGAACAGGCAAUGCAGUUCGGCACCGAGGACAACAGCACCGUUGUCAUUGUGCCGUUUGGAGCCUGGGGCAAGUACAAGAACAACGAGAUCAACUUCUCCUUCAGCCGCAGCUUUGCUUCCAGUGGGAGGUGGGCCUGAAGACCUGCCCGAGUUGUCUCUUCCUGCCACCACCUGGACACAGCAUGCUACAGUUGCUAGGUUGACGUAGUGUCUUGUCCAUCUCUUCUGUUCCCAGUGUUGUAGGAGGUGCCACGGUGCCUUCCCUGUGCUUAUGGCUGAUCGCGUUCUGCUGUGUUCCUAUAUUCCAGUCAGCCUUGAGGCAGCUAUUUCUUUGGGUCUGUAGUCCCAGCAGCUCUGCACAUCACUUGGUUCAUGUAGAUGAGGCUCUGGGGUUUCACCCACGGCUGGAGGUGUUGCACAAUUGUUUCAUGCCUAUUUAUGUUACCCAGGACCCUUAGUUACCUGGCAGCUGUGUAAGUCUGAGCCUGAGCCACAUGCUGGCUCCCUUGUACCUCAACAGAUGGGGGAACAAAUGCACAGAAUCCUAGAGCAGGCAAGAGAAUUUGUUGUCUUCCUCUGCUGUGCAAGCACCCAAAGCUUCCCUGUGCUUCAGGAGAAGAGGGUGAAGAAUGAAGGAAGUGUUUCAGUGAUGUUUAUGUUCUGAUGCCAGUGGCGUUUGGUGUAGCUGAACAAAUUCCUGAGCCAGUGCUGCUUUUGCAGGGCUUUGUGCCCUCCCUGCCAUCAUCUGUGAUGAUCUAGCUCCAAGGAGACAGAGCAGGCUGGAGCCAUGUGCCUUUGAACAGAUGGGAACACUUCUCCAUUUGCUCCAAAGCCUGUAUGGUCUCUGUGGACCACAAGGAAGCCCCUUGCAGUUUUCUCUCUUUGGUGUGCCAGUGCUUGACAGGAACAUGGAGAAGGGAAAAAGCUGCACACUUUUGAUACCCAGAGACUCUCCAGAUCAACCUGAAUUACUACUUUUUUGUUUUUAAAAAAGAAAACCAGCUACCUUCCAAGAGUUUACUAGUGAAGAUUCUUUGGAAGUGUGGAACAGACAGGAGAGUUUAUUUCUUCAUAAAUCCAUGAGGAUUUUCCUGCCCUCCACUGAAGGUUUCAGUUAUUCGUGAUCUCCUGUGUCUCUUUGUGGUACACAGGGAGCUGUGAAGUGCCCAAAGCAAGCCAGCUAGAGAAGGGGGUGAGCAUUAUAAUAAUGUGAGAGAACUUCUCUUAAGUUUUGGGUAUUGUCUCUAGCAGGUGUCAGAUACUCAGACACCAGGAAGUAGUUUUAUAUUUCAAGUGUUUCCACUUCCCUUUCCAGAGGGAUUCUGCAUCUAGGGAGGCAUGGGAAGGGCAGAACUCUGAGCCAGCUCCUCCUGCUGCUGUGACACGGACUGCAGGUGAGAUGUUGGCAGCAGGUGAAGACCUAUCUCAGUGUGCCUCCUUCAGAGCAUCUUCCUCUGCUUCACACCAGGGGUGCAGGUCCUGUGGCCUCCAGGUCACCUUGUUGCAAUGAAACACGGGCAGCAUGGGCAGAGAAGACCCCAGUCUCUUCUCAGGCUUGCCACAGUAUUUUUGAUUCUGUGAGUUUUGCAACAAAACAAAUCUGCCUGAUCCUAAAUCACCUUGCAAGAAGUAUUUCUGAGAUGGCAGAGUCUCCUUUUCCAGUGUGAAGUCCACGUCGGUGCUGUGAGCCCUUUCCUUUUAGCCCAGGGUUACACCUUAGGCAGUCAUUCCACAUGGGUUUCCUUGCCUCUGUGGCAGCACCCGGCAGAGCAGAGUUUGCAAGCUCAGAGAGCUGCUCUACGAACUGCUUACCACUAGUUUGUGCUGCAGCACCAGCAGCUGAGAGCGUUUCUCCUGCUAAAGCAGCAAGUGUAGAGCUGCUAGCAAAGGGUUAAUUACCCGCAGCAGGCUGCUUUGGACAGUGAAGGGUAAUAACUCCAUCUCUGGACAGGCAGUUGCUAUGGGGGUGGCUUUGGUAUCAAGUGUCAGACAGGCUUGAGCAGUGCUGCAGGGAUUUGGAGCAGCUCCAUCACAAGCUCCAGCCAGCUCCUAGUGCUGCUCAUUUCUGUUUGGCCAGCUUAGCCAUCCCGCCUGCUUUCAGCUGGAGAGCAGAGCUAUUCAGACUGCAACUGCAGUUCCAGGUCAGUCUCACUGACACCUGAAAAGGGAAAAUUCACACUAAAAUGCCACUUGCAGCCUUGAUGGAGAGCUGGUCCGUGGGAGGUGAAUACAGUGCAAGAGAUUGAGAUGGGGAUGAGGUCCACCAGUUCACUUAAUAGAGGUUCCUCAGUAUAAACAGAAUGGGUUUUGGCUGGUGAAGACCUUUAAGGUCAUUAAGUCCCAACUAUUCUCUAACUCUGUCGAGGCUGGGGGCUAAGCCAUGCCUCUCAGCAACACAUCUCUGCCUCUGUGAAACACCUCCAGGGAUGGAGAUUCAACUACCACUCUGGGAAGCCUGUGCCAGGCUUUGAGAAACCUGUUCAGUGAAGAAGUUCCUUCUAAUGUCCCAUCUAUAUACAGUCCCUUUGGGUAGGAAAGCUCAGGGUUGGAGAAUAAUUGUGGAGCACAGUUUAUGGUUGAGAAGGGGGUGUGAAGAGAAAGGAGUAAAUGAGCACCAUUGCUGCUUUGUACAUGCUUGGGGAAAUGAAAAGUGUGAGGAGCUUGGAACCACUCCAGGGUUUCCACCGAAUCCAAAGGAUCAGGGUGUCAGAUCACCUUUUCUGUCUCAGCAAGAGCAUGUGCUGUGGUCAGAGCAUUGGGAUUUCUUGCCAAGGCAGAAGCACAAAACCACAGACACCAGUGAAACUGGUGUCACAGUGAUUUGUCCUCAGUAAAUUCAGUGGUCACCCUCCUCACAGGCUCACUGUCUGGUACAGCAACACUCUUGGUAUUCCUUGGUUCUGCAGCUGCUGCUCUCACCACAAAUUGCUCCAGAGAGGUGUCCUCUUCACCCAGGACAUCAAGUGCACAGGCAGCAGCAUCUAUCAUAGCUCUGUACAGCCUGAAGUGCAAUUGCACACCUGGGUUCCACUGUUUGCCUUAGGGCUCUGUCUGAAUCACCUGGUUUGAUGUUUGGUGGGAUUGAUGCCCAGAAUUCAUCUACUUCAUUUGACAGAGAUGUCUGUUUGGCCUUUUUUUUUUAAGAAAAAAAACAUUGGUUCAUCAACUCCAAGCUCCAAUGGAGCAGAUCCAUCUGUACUGGAAUGCUUAAAACAUCUUGUAAUAAACAAUUGGCUCCUA
Pogoniulus pusillus (Red-fronted tinkerbird) is the source of this 4403-nucleotide messenger RNA. It is a transcript of the gene PPM1K, whose product is annotated as protein phosphatase, Mg2+/Mn2+ dependent 1K. Gene Ontology annotation, molecular function: cation binding; protein serine/threonine phosphatase activity. Bases 183 to 1301 code for a protein of 372 amino acids. The record is from RefSeq and is a predicted model, not a curated record. Gene Ontology annotation, cellular component: cytosol; mitochondrion; nucleus. The transcript has 7 exons. Gene Ontology annotation, biological process: peptidyl-threonine dephosphorylation. NCBI's taxonomy places the organism in Eukaryota, Metazoa, Chordata, Aves, Piciformes, Lybiidae.